Cricetulus griseus (Chinese hamster) is the source of this 392-nucleotide messenger RNA. Lineage: Eukaryota; Metazoa; Chordata; Mammalia; Rodentia; Cricetidae. The record is from RefSeq and is a predicted model, not a curated record.
CUCGCAGGCGGCCUGGCGGCGGUGGCACCAUGGGGACUCCGACUCUGUCCCCGACCUGGCAGCUGUAUCUCAUGGAGCACCGCAUCUCCACCUUCAAGAACUGGCCCUUCCUGGAGGGCUGCUCCUGCACCCCCGAGCGGAUGGAGGAAGCCGCCUUCAUCCACUGCCCUACCGAGAAAGAGCCUGACUUGGCCCAGUGCUUUUUCUGCUUUAAGGAGUUGGAAGGCUGGGAGCCAGAUGACAACCCCAUGCAGGAGCAUAAAAAGCACUCGCCUAAGUGUGCCUUCCUGAUUGUCAAGAAGCAGUUUGAAGAACUGACCCUCGGUGAAUUUUUGAAACUGGACAAAGAAAGAGCCAAGAACAAAAUUGCAAAGGAGACCAACAGCAAGCAG